Messenger RNA from Chinchilla lanigera (long-tailed chinchilla), 2637 nucleotides. RefSeq names its product mesenchyme homeobox 2 (gene Meox2). The record is from RefSeq and is a predicted model, not a curated record. The transcript has 3 exons. Gene Ontology annotation, cellular component: nucleus. Gene Ontology annotation, molecular function: DNA-binding transcription factor activity, RNA polymerase II-specific; RNA polymerase II cis-regulatory region sequence-specific DNA binding. The coding region runs from base 709 to 1620 and encodes 303 amino acids. Lineage: Eukaryota; Metazoa; Chordata; Mammalia; Rodentia; Chinchillidae. Gene Ontology annotation, biological process: positive regulation of transcription by RNA polymerase II.
GCGCGCGCAGCAAACUAGCUCUGAGCGCUCCCUGGAGUGCCACCGCCUCCGUGCUCCUCCCGGGCUGGGCGCUCUCGGGGCUUUCCUGAAGGUGACAUUGCCCAGAUGGCACUGACAAAUCAUGUUUCCACAGAAAAGUGAGCUGGUAGGAGAGCGGGUGCGGGCUUGGGACUGACUUGAGCCACCGCGGCAGGGAAGGAGGCUCGGGGAAGGAGGCUCGGGGCGGCCGCGGCCCGGACCCGGCGGACGGGCGUGGGCACGCCGCGUGUGUCCAGCCAGCUGGGGGAAGUGGGACGAGAGCGCGCGGUGGCGCAGACUGAGCGGGAGUUUUGGAGGGAGUUUGCAUGUGGUCAGCGCUGGGCUCCUAAGCCAGCCCCCAGCUCACGUUACACUCUAUUUAUAACCUCUCAGAGCCAUUUCCCCCUGAAAGCAGUUCUCUGGGACCACCUUCUUUUGGCUUCAAUCUCUUCCACUCUUGACAUCUGAGUAGCUCGCAGGGAAGCUCCUCCAGGUCCGGGUGUUUAUAUGCAAGGGAGACUGGCCGCUAGGGCUCAGGACCCGGACUACCUGAGUCCUGCGGAAGGGCGCGCGGCUGUUACUUCGGGAGGGGGAAAAUCGCUGAACUUCCAGUGGAAAGUGACAGGGGUGGUGGUGCAGUUUGGGCCCGUGUCGUGAAGUCUUCUGCCCAGAGCCCGAGACUUGCAUGCUAUGGAACACCCGCUCUUUGGCUGCCUGCGCAGCCCCCACGCCACCGCGCAAGGCUUGCACGCGUUCUCCCAGUCCUCGCUGGCCCUCCAUGGAAGAUCCGACCACAUGUCCUAUCCCGAACUCUCCACUUCUUCCUCGUCUUGCAUAAUCGCGGGGUACCCCAACGAGGAGGGCAUGUUCGCCAGCCAGCACCACAGAGGUCAUCACCACCACCACCACCACCACCACCAUCACCACCAACAGCAGCAGCACCAGGCUCUGCAGGGCAGCUGGCACCUCCCGCAGAUGUCCUCCCCGCCGAGUGCGGCUCGGCACAGCCUCUGCCUCCAGCCCGACUCUGGAGGGCCCCCGGAGCUGGGGAGCAGCCCGCCCGUGCUGUGCUCCAACUCGUCCAGUUUGGGCUCCAGCACCCCGACUGGGGCGACGUGCGCGCCCGGGGACUACGGCCGCCAAGCGCUGUCACCCGCGGAGGCGGAGAAGAGAGCGGGCGGCAAGAGGAAAAGCGACAGCUCAGACUCCCAGGAAGGAAAUUACAAGUCAGAAGUUAACAGCAAACCCAGGAAGGAAAGGACAGCUUUUACCAAAGAACAAAUCAGAGAACUUGAAGCAGAAUUUGCCCAUCAUAAUUAUUUGACCAGACUGCGGCGAUAUGAAAUAGCGGUGAAUCUAGACCUCACUGAAAGACAGGUGAAGGUGUGGUUCCAGAACAGGCGAAUGAAGUGGAAGAGGGUGAAAGGAGGCCAGCAGGGAGCUGCAGCUCGAGAAAAGGAACUGGUGAAUGUGAAAAAGGGAACCCUUCUCCCGUCGGAGCUGUCGGGGAUUGGUGCAGCUGCCCUCCAGCAGACAGGGGACUCUCUAGCCAAUGAAGACAGUCACGACAGUGACCACAGCUCAGAGCAUGCACACUUAUGAUAAACACAGAGGGGGCAGCUCCAUUCUCAGGAAAGAAACGUGAUGGCAAGCCUUCCCCAAACACCGUUUACACAGGAUGACUGUGGCAGUGAUGUUUAACAUUAUGAAAUGCAGGCUCGAGUCUGUUUUGUAUGAUUUAUAGAAGGUUUACAGCUAAGUGCCACUUACCAAAGAUUCUCCAACAGUGGAGAUGGAGAAGGUGAACUUGUUUUGAAUAUUUCCAAUACGUUUGGUUGUAAGUAUGGCAGUGAGCAGGUGUGUGUUUGCUUUUGCUUGCACUGAAAAUUAAAUUGCUAUCCAGAAUAAACCAUGAAAUAUUUUUUUUUUCCUGAACAGCCACAGUGCCUAAAAUCACCAAGUGGAUAAAAAUAUGUAUUUUAUCUCUGUAUAUAUUAUCUUUAUGUCAUUUUUCUGUCUUCACUAAUUUUAGCAAUGCAUUCAUACUAGCUGCGGAAAAUAGGCUCUCACACUGACAACCCAAACCAGCUUCUUGUAUUUCUUUUAUACAUUUUGUCAUUCACAGACAAUCAGUAUGUGCUUACUUGUGUUCAAGUAGAGAAAAAUACAGUAGAGUCUGAUAGGACAUAUUCUUGUACCACAGACAAAACAAAUCUUAUGUUGCAUUUACUAUCAACUGCUGCUAAUACAUUAUUAUAAAACUAACCUAGCUCCUCAAAUCUUCCUAUCUUAUAGCUUGAAAAAAAUUUAGGAUCAUAUGCAAAUCAGUUACUUGUCGAAAGAGCCUUGUGUGGCAGACAUUGAUUUUGUUUCUAUAAAAUGUUAGCUGUUAAGAGUACGAUUUGACUAAUAAGGAAAAGCUUUCUUCCUGAUUGGAAAUGUUAGACAAGGGACAAAAUGAAGCUGAUCCCUCGAAUAGACAAAUGACAAAAUUCUGAAUGCUUUCAAAUUAAACUCAGUAAAGAUAACAUUAUUUUUCAUAUGGGAUGUAUUCAUGCAGAACAAGUCUUUGUAUUUUGUAAAAAUAACCAAGUUUAAUAAAUGAUCCUUUGUAAAUAA